Messenger RNA from Adineta steineri, 1014 nucleotides. NCBI's taxonomy places the organism in Eukaryota, Metazoa, Rotifera, Eurotatoria, Adinetida, Adinetidae. The record is from the annotation of a GenBank genome assembly.
AUGCCUACAGAUUGGUAUCAAUUAAAUCAGUCUUUAAAUAGUACAUCAACUACAUCAAAGAAUCCAACAACAACAACAAAUGAAAUAUCAACUCAAUCUCAAAUAAAACAAAAACAUAAGAAUAAAUUUCAAAAGUUUGCAACUACUGUUGCUGGAGGACAUAGGAAAGGACAAGAAUUAAAUCAACUCUAUUGGCCUGAAGGGAUCUUUAUUGAUAAUGAUAAAUCAAUUUAUAUUGCUGAUUCUUAUAAUCAUCGUAUUGUUAAAUGGAAAUUGAAUUCAAAUGAAGGUCAAAUUAUUGCAGGUGGAAAUGGAAGAGGGAAUCAAAAUAACCAAUUGAAUUAUCCAACAAAUAUAAUUUAUGAUAAAGAAAAUAAUUCUUUUAUUAUUUCUGAUUAUAUGAACAGACGAGUAAUUCGUUAUUUUGAUCAAAAUCAAACAAAUCAACAAAUUCUUAUUUCAAAUAUUGAUUGUUAUGGUCUGGCAAUCGAUAAAAAUGGACAUAUUUAUGUUUCUGAUUAUGUGAAUAAUGAAGUCAGACGAUGGAAACAAGGAGAUAAAAAAGGUGAAUUAGUAGCAGGUGGAAAUGGUCAAGGAAAUCAUCUUAAUCAACUAAAUGGUCCUCAUAAUAUACUUAUUGAUGAUGAUUAUUCUCUUUAUAUAUCAGAUCAGAACAAUCAUCGCGUAAUGAAAUGGAAAAAAGGUGCAAAAGAAGGUGAAGUUGUUGCUGGUGGAAAUGGUCUUGGAAAUAGUCUCAAACAAUUACAUCAACCUCAAGGAGUGAUUGUUGAUUAUUUGGGUCAAAUCUAUGUGGCAGACUGUUGGAAUCAUCGAAUAAUGCGUUGGUGUGAAGGAGAUAAAGAAGGUGAAAUUGUUGUUGGCGGAAAUGGUUUAGGAAAGCAAUUAAAUCAAUUAAAUUUUCCCACAGGUUUAUCAUUUGAUAAUGAAGGCAAUCUUUAUGUUGCUGAUUAUUAUAAUUAUCGAAUCCAAAAAUAUAAAAAAACUCUAAAUUAA